Molecule: messenger RNA, 1944 nt
Organism: Phragmites australis (common reed)
Lineage: Eukaryota; Viridiplantae; Streptophyta; Magnoliopsida; Poales; Poaceae
Exons: 2
Coding region: 140-925 (261 amino acids)
Biological process (GO): protein quality control for misfolded or incompletely synthesized proteins
Cellular component (GO): endopeptidase Clp complex
Molecular function (GO): ATP-dependent peptidase activity; serine-type endopeptidase activity; ATPase binding
Source: RefSeq, a predicted model, not a curated record
CCUACCCCGGCAUGCGUGCCCCGGGCCCCCCUCGUCUGACUCUAACCCCCGCCUCCCCGUCUCAGGCUCACCUCGUCGCUGUCGCGCCGGGACCCAACCCAACCCCAAUCCCCUAAACCCUAGCGCUGCCGCCGCCGGCAUGCUGCGCCGCCUCGCCGCCGUUGCCCCGCGGGCCUUCUCCUCCUCCUCCUCCCCGCACGCGCCGCCGAUGGCGGCGUCGGGCUACUCCCCGCGCCGCGAGUAUGGGCUGGUGCCCAUGGUGAUCGAGCACACCUCGCGCGGGGAGCGGGCCUACGACAUAUUCUCGCGCCUGCUCAAGGAGCGCAUCGUCUGCAUCCACGGGCCCAUCACCGAUGACACGGCCUCGCUCGUCGUCGCGCAGCUGCUCUUCCUUGAGUCCGAGAACCCCGCCAAGCCCGUCCACCUCUACAUCAACUCCCCCGGCGGCGUCAUCACCGCGGGCCUCGCCAUCUACGACACCAUGCAGUACAUCCGCUCCCCCGUCACCACGCUCUGCAUCGGCCAGGCCGCGUCCAUGGCCUCGCUCCUCCUCGCCGCUGGCGGGCGCGGAGAGAGGCGGGCGCUGCCCAACGCGCGGGUCAUGAUCCACCAGCCCUCGGGCGGCGCCUCGGGCCAGGCGUCCGACAUCGCCAUCCACGCCAAGGAGAUCCUCAAGGUGCGCGACCGGCUCAACAAGAUCUAUGCGAAGCACACAGGGCGGGCCAUCGACAGCAUCGAGCAGUGCAUGGAGCGGGAUAUGUUUAUGGACCCAGAGGAGGCGCAUGAUUGGGGGCUCAUCGACGAGGUCAUCGAGCACCGCCCUGUCUCGCUUGUGGCUGAUGCCGUCGGCAGUGAUCUGCCGAACCUUGGUGGAGGCGGAGGUGGGGCGGAUAAGGGAACGGAGGAGCCAUCCCCCCCGGCCUGAUGGAUGGUCACAAGUCCUGAUCCGUGGUUUUGUUAAAGACUAGUUGAAUGCCCAUAUGUUGCGACAUGAGCUGAAAAUUUGCACAGUGGGGAGCAGGAGCUGGUGUGGUGGCCGGGCGGGGUAGCCCUAACCCUAACCACCGCCUGGCCCUCCUUUUAUCCCGCGCACCCCCUCCCCGCUUGGGCCAUGGGCCGCAAAGGCCUUAGCCCAGGUUGCUUCAGCUCGGGCAGGACGUGGAGGCAGAACACAGAGGGUGUAGGAAGGCUUCAGGAACCACUUCGUAUUUUUUAAGUAGAAGAGACUUAUUAGUGUUUGUCUGAAAUCAAUCUGUCCUGUUUAAAGGAUCAAAAAUCACAUCCUCAUUUUGUAUUGGGGCUUACCAUUGCACGAAUUCUGAAUUGCUUAUAUCAUUGUAUACUGUCUUUUGUACUGUUAGUUGUGUUGUGACUAUUAGCUUUAUGUGAUGUUAUUGUACGAAGUAAGUUUGACAGUUCUUCAAUGCUGUGCCAUCGGCUCAAAGGCAGUUUUGUCUAAUGAGAAUUGAGUGAGGCUUUCAGUUUAUUUCUUUCGUUGGCAUAUUAGGAUACUCAAUUUUCUAUAUCAGAAAUUGGAAGGUUAAAAUGAUACGUGCCAUUAGUCAAUAAUAUUCAUCCUUUUAACCAUAUCUCUUAUGCAUGAAUAUUUCUAGUAUUGUCCUCAUGAUAUACUAAUACACAUGAAACUGAGCCUAGUCAUGCUAUGUGGACUAAAUGGUUAAACCACUGAAUGUUCGGAUAAACUGGAAAUGCAGGCUGAUCCCCAUAUUUCUGAACUCUGAGUAUGGCUUCUCUGUUGAAGCCUACAAAGCUUGUAGCAGUAUAACAGGUUGUGACAGUUUUGGGAUCAUUAGGAGCUUUCAAGGACCUAACUCUUAUAGCUAACACCACAAAUAACUGAACAUUCUGAGACGCUGACAACAAUAUGUGUUUCAUUUAGAGCUUACUAGGGCUUAGAUUCGGUCAAAUAAUUUGGUGCAUCUG